UGGCGAAUGUACUUCUUCCACUUGAUCCAUCGACAAUGGGAAAGUCAAACAAACAACAGAGAGCAAAUAUAUUUGAAAAGGACAUUUCGAUUAGGGUUUCUGGGCUAUAUGUAAAGGCAAACCUUAGCAUUGUUUAAGGUCGGCCGUGAUAGUUGAAUUAUGAUUGAUAGCUCUCUAUCUACAUGGUGCCUUUUUGAAUGAAUGGUACGUCCAAGUAAGGUGACAAUAAGUGGUGCAAUCCUAAGGAGAACAGAUCCUAAAGCAAAUAUGAAUCUACUCAGUGUGAAUUAUCUCUUCAAGCCUGUUGGCUUAUCUUUUCACAAGGCAAAUUAUUGCCUUAACACUUUCCACCAACAAACUUCGGGGAUCUUUGAUCCCAUAAAUUUCGAUCAUGUCGAAGAAAAGGGAGAAGCGAAACGCGAAAGCAACGAAAGGUAAAACCAUGGGUCAAAAUCUGUGUACCAAUCGGAAGACUGAACCCACAAGUUCCUUGGGGAGUCGCGAAAACCUUCAAUCAAAUUCGGAGGAGGUUCAUCCGGUGACUGGAAGAUCAGACGCUUCUUUGGAUUUGGCCAUCCGAUCCAUUGAUCAAUUAUCCCUAGCUUCGGACGAAAAUGAACGCAUCGUUUUUGAUGAGGCAAUCUCAGAGGACCCUUACUUGUCAUUUCCGUUUCUCAUCGACCCCCCCUCAAUUCAAUGGUACAAGGAGAACCAGGUCAUGCUAGUCUUGAGGGGACUUUCGGGAUCGGGUAAGUCCACCAUCGUCCAAGCCAUCCAGAAGACCUAUCCUGCGGCCGUGGUGUGCUCUGCCGAUCAUUUUUUCAUAGAUACUAAUGGAGAGUAUAAGUUUGAUGCCGAUCUUAUUAAAAACGCUCACGAAUCGUGCCAGAAACGAGCUCGAACUGCACUGGAAAACGCCAAGCCCAUGGUUGUGAUUGAUAACACGAAUGUUCAGAAGUGGGAGAUGAAUUUCUACUUCAGCAUAGCCAAAGCCAACAAGUACAUCGUGAUACUGGUGGAAACCAAGACUCCAUGGAAACUUGACCCGCAUGAACUGGCAUCCAGAAACUCACAUGGUGUUUCCGAAGAGGUCCUUUGAC
This is a messenger RNA of Tigriopus californicus, 1100 nucleotides long. Its product is annotated as NEDD4-binding protein 2-like 1. The record is from RefSeq and is a predicted model, not a curated record. Lineage: Eukaryota; Metazoa; Arthropoda; Copepoda; Harpacticoida; Harpacticidae. The transcript has a single exon. The coding region runs from base 392 to 1099 and encodes 235 amino acids.